Molecule: messenger RNA, 3710 nt
Organism: Seminavis robusta
Lineage: Eukaryota; Bacillariophyta; Bacillariophyceae; Naviculales; Naviculaceae
Source: the annotation of a GenBank genome assembly
GCUCAAGAAGCUAUUGCCGCCACCUCAGCGUACUUUGGCUAUGCAAGGCAGCAUCGACAUGACAGAGCCAAGAUACUCACGUUGCUGUGCAUGGGCGGUGCAAACUUUUUAGAGUGCCUCGCACAUUCAACACGCUUACUUCACUGUUUGCGGUCACCUAGCUAGCUGUUGACCGCAACAAACCAAGUUGAGUGGCAAUAAGGUAAAGAGAGCAGAGAUCGAGUGCCCCACAGCACCAAACUUACUUUGGUCGCUCGGCACCUUUGCUUUCAUUAUCUUCUGAAAGCUGAAAGCUGAAAGCAUGAAGCAACAACAACAACAGCAGCAACCUCUUCCUAUCGAGACCACUGCCAGUUCGUCCAUCUCCCUUGACGGUGACGAGAACGAUGAAGUGAGAUUGAUUGACGUCCACAAAGUGGAGCGCAUGUUCCCGGUAGCCACUGCCCUCUCUUGUUCCGUAUGGCUGUUUCUGGUCCUCUUGGUGUAUUCGCUAGUCCCUCCCGAGGAGUAUGUCUACUUGGAAGGAGCCGAACGAGAAGCAGCCGCAGCAGCCUGCUAUAUCUUUUUUGUGAGCACGACCUUGACGGUCGCCCCCUUGCUAAUUCGUGGCGGUUCAAGGAAGGAAUUGUCGGGUAUAGUAUGUUCGGGUGUCGUCGUUCAGUUGGUGGCCAUGACGACAAAUGGCUUGCUGGCAUGGGCUCCUACCGUGGUGGUAGUGGACCCAGUCACUCAUGCUCGAGUCUACCUGGUGCGAUGGUGUGAAUGGAUCCCCUUGGCGGGGCUGAUGACCUUCUUAUCCGAGAUUGUUGACUGUCAACAAGGACUCUACGGUGUCUUGCUCCCAGUAAUGGUGGGUCUGGGCCAGUCACUGAGCUGUCUCAUGGCCAUUAUCUUCCCCUUUUGCCCCUCGACAGCAUCCUGGUGCCUGUCUGUGUUCCUCUCGGUGUCAUUGUUCUUGACCAUCUUUCCCCGACUGCAUUACAAGUACAAGCUCUACAAGGACUCCAAACAAGGCCUGACACAGAGCGAAAUGGAACGAUCUUGCCGGAUUACAUUUGGCUUUCAUUUGCUCUUGGCGUGCUCGAUUGUCUGGACGGCCUUGGUCGUUUUCUACGUUGCCACUAUCAUCGCCUUUCGCUUCUAUCCGGACUCGUACUUUGUCCAGAAUCAGGCGCUCCCCAUGCUCUUGGAUACCUUCUUUGAUGUCCUCGCCAAGGCAAUGUACAUGAAGGUCAUUGUAGACGUUCACGAGAACGUCUUUGAUGCUGAUGGUCGGGCGAGGCGACAGUUGUCCGAGUUGAAACGAAUGAUCACGGUCCUGUGGGAAAGCAGCUCUGAUGUCAUUGUCAUCUCGGUGCGCCAGGGGUCUACCUUCUCCACCAUGAUCAGUCCCACCUUUCCCAGCAUGUUGGGGGCGUGCGUGUCACUUGACAACAAUGGUGAUUGUGAGGGCGCGGCUCUCCUGGUGAAGUCGCAACAGAUACCCGUUUGCGGUGGCCAUAAGGACUUUAAUAACAACAACCAGCCCAUGAAGGACAGCAGUGACAAAAGCGCCACAGAGGAGAGGAAAUUGCGGCUCAAAUCAGCAUCAUAUUUCGUCGACGCGUCCGAGAUUCCAUACAGCGCUGGAGACAGCAAGCAUCAUAAUAGGAGCGUAUACUUGCCCAAUGUCCAGAUGGACGACAAACUCAACGAACAAGCAGGCAAUGUCGUCAUGGCGGCAUGGGACAAGGUAUUGAGCAGCAAGCGGCGCAGUAGCUGGGACAUUGAUGCUUCCGUCAACUCGACUGGCAACAGCAGCAUCAAGAGGGAGUCUCUCGUCGUGCUGGACUUGAAAAAGAUGGAUGGGAGCUUGCUCAAGAGUGAAAUAAAGGUUUCACGUCCUUCGGGUGAUGCGGUGAUUGCCAUUGUUCGAGAUGUGACCGAACGCUACCUCAGAUUCGAUGCCGAACGAAAGGUCCACACUGAAGCACUGGCACGACAACGGGAUGCUCAGGCGGUAAACAAUUUCACCAGGCACGAGGUCAAAAAUGGUCUCUUGGCAGGCAUCGAACUCUGUACGGAUGUGUCCAAGCGAGUCGACUUGCUCAAGAGAAGUGCCACUGUCCCCGUCGAACGGAUUGACGAAUAUGAUACCUCCAAAUGUCUUGGCGAGCUCGAUUCUUGUCUCCAUGAAAUCUUAGAAACUGUUUUGGCAGAGGCCAUGGCACGAGAAGUGGUUCACGAAUCCUACCAGCCGAAACUGGACAGAGUUGACAUUUUCGAUGCUCUUUCCCAGCAGAGUUCUGGCAUGAUUGACGAGGCCGGUCGAAGAGAUCGGUUUCCAUUGCAUGUUUGCCCUGCCAACAUGCCAUUUUUGUCAAUGGAUCCACAGCUUCUCAAUUACAUUCAUCGUAACGCGGUAUCCAAUGCCUGUAAAUACGGCAAAGAGGGCGGCAAGGUCGUUACUGAAGUGCAUUUCUUCGAGAAAAAGGGAGAGUUCGAAAUGGAUGUGAUCAAUGAGCCAGGUCCUUUCCAUGAGGAGCUGAUGAGGAUGGGUAAUAAGGCCUGCGAUGUUGUCUUUGCACAGGGGGCACGUCUCGAGUUGCACAGGAGAAGCGAUGACGAGGCAAUGAAGCAAAGAAGCUCGGGAGAUGGGGGUUGGAUCAGUCAAAAGUGCGCCAAGACGAUGGGAGGGGGAUGCACAAUUCGGUUUGACCCGCAUCAGACUGUCUUCUCCUUCCGUUGUAAGGUCGAGCCUUACAAGUUGCCAUGGAGAGCCAACGAGGAGUUCCAGGUUUCGCCUGGUACAUGGGGCUUGGCCCUAGAUGACAGUGCCAUCCAACGCAAGAUGAUGACUCGUAUCAUGAAGUUUGCAGGUGUGGAAGAGUCCAAGAUUGUCGUCAAGGGCAAGUCUGCAAGUGACAUCAAAGACUUGGACAAACUCAUGUUGAAUUUGCUCUCCCAUGACACUACCAGCAAAGUCCUGAUUCUAAUGGACGAGAACUUGGACUAUCGAUGUGAUGGUGUGUCGCAGCGUUUGAGUGGAUCCAAGUACUCGGAACGAGCUUUGAAGAAACUGACGCCAGAGCAGGCGUCACGGACACUUGUGUUGGUUCGGUCAGCGAAUGAUUCGGACGAGGACAUUGCCACGUACAACAAGCGUACCCAUGGAUUCUUCCCCAAGACUGCCAUGAACAAAGAGAAGGUUAGAGAGCGAUUGGCACCGGCCUGGUAUGAAAGAUUCUCAAAGGAGCGGCCACCUUACGAUGCCGCGACAGAUGAUUCCUCCGUUGCCUUUUCCGACAUUGGAGACGGUUGUGGAUUGACAGUGCAGUCUUCGGAUGGUUCGUCCACCGUUGCCGACCUGAUGAGAUCAAUCCGAAAGGCGGACGAGGUUGUUGGCCAGGAACUCAACAAAGACUGGGACGCAAUCUGGAGUGCAUUGCAUGGCUUGAAGGGCGACUUGAUGAUACUCGAUGACAACAAGGUGAUUGAGGAAUGCAUCGAAAGUAUCUCGGCACUGCGUGGUGUUGUCCAACCGCCGGGUUUUGAAGAUGCAUGGGCAAGGAUACGUGACCGGGUCGUCGAGGAGAUUGAGUGAACAUCCACUAUUGGACUGUACAUAUAUUUAACUCAUGCUGUUGGCUAUAAUAAAUAUGCAUGAACUUCAACCUUUUGUAAGUGGCCUUGCUACUUGUUUAAGAUAGGAGAUUACUUGUUACGGAAAC